GAAGUUAUAAAUCCAAAAGAUAUAAACCUCAAUCAACAGGAGUUAAUCAAUGAGCUAGGUACAUUAAACGAAAUACUCAAAGAACAGAUAGAUGUGCUAUCUGAAAAAAACGAGACUAUCCAAAUUGAAUUAGACGAGAAAGCGAGGUUAUAUGGACAAGUUCAAGACCAGCUGGAUGAAUGCCGAGAGGAAUGCUACCAAAUAAGAGAAUCUUUGGAAGGGACUCAUGAAGAUAUUACAGAAGGUGAGUUCACAUAUGACGAGUUAAAGCAGAAAUUGCGCAUCUUAGGAUUAACUCAUAUUGCAUGGCGAGCUCACAAUUUAAGACAGGCUCAAAUCUUAAACGUGGAAUUUAAUAUAGCGAGGAUCACUUGGAGGAAUUAA
Messenger RNA from Diversispora eburnea, 384 nucleotides. NCBI's taxonomy places the organism in Eukaryota, Fungi, Glomeromycota, Glomeromycetes, Diversisporales, Diversisporaceae. The record is from the annotation of a GenBank genome assembly.